Syngnathoides biaculeatus (alligator pipefish) is the source of this 3323-nucleotide messenger RNA. RefSeq names its product Kruppel like factor 5 like (gene klf5l). NCBI's taxonomy places the organism in Eukaryota, Metazoa, Chordata, Actinopteri, Syngnathiformes, Syngnathidae. Bases 113 to 1393 code for a protein of 426 amino acids. The transcript is spliced from 4 exons. Gene Ontology annotation, biological process: regulation of transcription by RNA polymerase II. The record is from RefSeq and is a predicted model, not a curated record. Gene Ontology annotation, molecular function: DNA-binding transcription factor activity, RNA polymerase II-specific; RNA polymerase II cis-regulatory region sequence-specific DNA binding.
AGGCUUCAACUGGACUUAUCCUAUCGCUUCUUUCGGCUGCGGUAAAUAUCCCCAAACCGACGCUAUAUGUGCUUUGUAACACGCCCAUUUCACACCGAGGGAACGUUUUGAAAUGGCAGCGAGCGUAGGGCCGGUCAUGAAUCCGCCGCAGGGGAGCGACGAGCGGGUGGUUUUCACGCAGCUAAAGCCGGUGAGGAUGUCCAGAGCAGCGGACUGUGCCGAGGACUCAUCCGUGUUUGAGGACGUUAAGCCCGGGGCCCAGUUGGAGAUGGACAAAUACCUCCCACAGAUCACCGGUUCGCUUUUGAGUCCUGCCAUCAACCUGAGUGACAAAAAGUAUCGGCGGGAGAGCGCCUCGGUGGUGGACGAGUACUUCGCCGAAGACAAGCCCGGUGCCCCAUACAGCCUCAACAUCAACGUCAUCCUUCCCAGCUCCAGCCACCUGCGCACGGGCCUUUACCGCCACAACUCCAAGACCCUGGCCCCCACGCAAAUCAAGACAGAGCCUGGACUGGAGGUGCCCUGCUCUUCGGCUAGCACCCAGGCCCUGCCGGACUUCACUUCAGUGUUCAACGUGCCGCCCGUGGUCAAUGGUGUCUUUAUCAAGCCCGACCUGAGCUCUGGGGCCGUAACCCUUUCUGGCGGGUCGCAGCCACAGCAGAGUUUGGACACAGAGCUUCAGAUUGGACCCCAGCCCCCCCAGCCGCAGGUCUACCACAUGCCGGUCAACAACGUAGCAGACCAUACCAUGACUCUGUCCCUCUCCGGACCAACGGCGUCUGGUUCUCGGACCAUGCUGAACCUCGGCAAUGCCAGCAACGGGGGUGGCUACAUGUUGCCCGAGCACCAGUUGGGAGCGCAUCACGGUUACUACCAGGCAUCUUCCGCCCCGCACGCGGGACCCCACAGCCUGCCACCCUCUCCCCCAAACUCUCAACCGGGCAGCCCUGACGCUCAACCCGAAGUGCUUAGUUUGGCGAGCCAGCCGCCGCCCCCGUACCAACAGCACGUAGUGUGUGGAAUAAAAGUGACGGGGUUGUCUCAUCACGCCAUGCUGAUGACGCACGGCCAGGGCGUCCUGACAGGGCCAAAAUACAACAGGCGGAACAACCCAGAACUGGAGAAGAGGAGGAUUCAUUUCUGCGACUACCCAGGCUGCACAAAAGUUUACACAAAGAGCUCGCAUCUCAAGGCGCAUCAGAGGACGCACACAGGAGAGAAGCCGUACCGCUGCACGUGGGAAAACUGCGACUGGCGCUUCGCCCGCUCCGACGAGCUGACCCGACACUACCGCAAACACACGGGCGCCAAACCCUUCAAGUGCGUGGCCUGCAGCCGAUGCUUCUCGCGCUCGGACCACCUGGCCCUGCACAUGAAGCGCCAUCAGAACUGAGAACCCCGCCCCGCCCGCCGCCCACAAACGGAGCCCGCUGGGAUUCACCGGACAAGUUGGAAAAUUUCACUGUAGGCUAUUUUCUCAUUUUGUUUUUCAUAAUCACAAAAGAUUGGGUCAAAAUGAGAUACCUUUAACAUUUUUUUUUUACAAAUUUUAUCGCUACAGCAAUGAAACAAUGGCAACACACCCACAAAACAUAAAGUUAAAGCUAAUGGUGUGUUAAAUCUAUGCCAAAUUUAUUUUGCAUUUGUCAACUCACACCUUGCCAUGUGCUCCAUAUGCCAUUUUUAGCGUGAAAAAGAAUUCUCAUCAAACCCCUCAAUUUUUUUUGCUUCUUCCUUGACUCGUGCGUCACAUUUCCACAAAGAUUUUUUUAGAUUUGGACUAAAUUUGUCAAUUUUUUUAACUAAAUUUUCAUCCAAAUCAAUUACUUUUUUGACCAAAUGUUGUCAAAAGAAAUUAUGCAUUUGACUUAAGAAAUGACUCCCAAAAAAUAUGUGACAAGUGGAAAGCAGUGGACGACUUUUUUAAAAAAAUUAUUAAAAGCUUUUUUUCUUGAAUCAUGCACCACCUUUCCACAAAAUUUGAAUGAAAUCUUGAAGUCUGUAUUUUUGACAAAAAAAUGUAACAUUAUAAAAGGGAGGAGUAUGAAAACUUCAGUGAUGCCGACAUUUUUCCCUUGACUUAUGCAUCGCCUAUGUCUUGUUAAAAAAAAUUGGGAUAUUUUUAAUGUAAAAAAAAAAAAAAGACUGAAAAAUGUGGGAGGAAAAAAAUUCAAGGCAGAAGAAUAAUUUGUAAAUAUGCGUGAGAAAUUUUUUGAGUUACUGGUUGAAAGACGCAUCGCCUUUCUACCACCCACCCCAAAAGAAAUUGUUGACAUUGGGCAACGUCAAAUGAUGAAGAAAGUCAACUUACGAGUGGCGAAUUCGAUACAUCUGCUAAGAACAAACAAAAAAAUUGCACAUCUUUUAACUUUUCUUAACUCAUACGCACUUUGUGCAACAUUUUUUUAAAUAGGUUUCACACAAAAAAAAAACCCCAAAAAAAACAUAACCUCCUAAAGACUUUUUUUCUACAAUAUUGACAAAAAUCCUAUCAGCCCAAACUGGUUUUUUCAUUGCUAACGUGCCACGUAUGCAAACUUCAGAGCAAAUCAAUUGGCAUUUUUUUUUUUUAGCCUAUGUAUACAUUGUAAUAUUCAUUUUUUUAUUCCAUCCUAACUCAUUCAUUGGUGAGAUUUGUCCGUGCGAAAUCUUCCUUUUUUUUUUUUUUUUUUUUUGCAAAAGAAUUUUCCAACUUUCCGUUGGAUGGGUGGAAGCCCCGCUUCGAUCUCAUGUAAAUAAUGUUUAUAUAUCUAUUGUGCAUAAGUGUGCCUGCGAAGUAAUAAAAAAAAAAUUGGAAUGUAUUUAGAUUUACACUAUAUUUUUUUUCCCGCAUUGUGUUUAUAAGAUUCAAAUCUUCUCAAGUGUGUUAAAAAAAAAAAAAAAAAAAAAGGGGGGGGUGAAACAUAAUUGGAAUUAGUCAUGGACUGGUUCUGCCUGUUCUGGAGGUGACAGGGCACAGUCGUUAGUUGAGCUUUGUGUUGCUUGCUUCCUAUGGCAACCGAGUGAAAUUUUGCAAUGUAAUUAUUUUUAAGUCAAAUUUUUUUAAAUCUUUUGAAAAAUAUUAUUCCCCCCCCCCAUCAAUGCACUGUAGAUUUUUUUUUUUAUGGCUUUGCAAGGAUUCAUGUUCUCCAACUGCGGAGUGCACGUCAACUGCGACAAAAAUUUGCAAUUUGAAAAAUGUUUUCAUGGCUUUUGUAACUAUUUCUGUUUUUUUUUUUUUUAAAUGAUCUCAACAGGAUUUGAAUGUUGAAUUUGAAUGUUCGUCGUCAGCCGUUGUGGCGUUUUCUAUUUUUAUUUGUAUUGUUUUUUUUUGCAAUGAGAUA